CAUGCUGAGGCUGAGCUUCGCAGACGCACAGUUAACUCCACUCCUGUUUCGCAAGCACAAACCCACUCUCCUCCGUUGGCAAUCAGCCAUGCUGGUCAAGUUACGAACAAACCCGAGAUCCAAAAGCCUUCAACUGGCCCAACACAUUCAGAAGUGGUCCGAUUCGAAGCAGUCAAAACGGUGCCACCCAAGAGUACUGGCUUGGAUCCCAUUGGGGGAGUGGCUUUGCGAAGUGAGGAAACCGAGAAGUGGCUGAGAAAUGGCCUGGUUAACGGCUCCUCGAGCAGCCCAACCAGUUCAUAUGAUUGA
Protopolystoma xenopodis is the source of this 309-nucleotide messenger RNA. The record is from the annotation of a GenBank genome assembly. NCBI's taxonomy places the organism in Eukaryota, Metazoa, Platyhelminthes, Monogenea, Polystomatidea, Polystomatidae.